UCAGUCCGGUCGUCAUUCGCGCGCAACCCAUUCGAGAGUCCUCCGCGCGCGUUAGUGAGUGCCCGAUGUGAGUUCGCUGAGGCUGGUUAUUAAUUCGUGAAGUGCAAAAAAUAAUAAGAUUCCAGCAUCCGCAAAUAGUGGGUGCUCUUUGCGAGGAUUAAUUAUUUUUGCCGUUGUGAAUAGUGCGCGUAAUGAUAAAAGAAGCAAUUUUAAUGGAUAAUUUUCUGGUUCGUUUCGUUUGACAUUGGAAGGCUUUCCGUUAAAUAAUUUUUGAUGGUUCGACGACCCGAGUGUUUCCUCUGACGGAACAAAGUGUUAAGAUACGGUGUGUUUGUGUGAAACAUACUUCAAAUUAAAUCAUCGUUGUCGUUUGAAAAAGAAAAAAAAAAGAUUCUAAGAGUGACACAAGUGUCACAAGUGACGUGAGUGACAAAUAAGGUGGUAACAUUUGACAGACCAAAACAUCCAAAAUUCCGCCGCUAGCGAUAAUGUCGAGUACAACGCACGAAGAGGAGGACCUGGACCAUGACCAGGAGAUCAACGUGGAUGCGGACUCGGAUUCGCACUCGCGGAUGUCAUAUAACAGCGCCGGAUCCGAGGAUAUAGACCUGGACGGGGACGGUAACGGGAGCUCGUGCUACGACGAGUCGGAUAUUGCUAGUGAUCACCAGACCCCCUCGGAACAAACCACCCGAUCCCCGAACGAGAAUCUCACCUUCAGCAUAUCGAGGCUACUGUCGAAACCCUACGGUAAGGACAAUCACAAGGAUAGAGAUCUCGGGGAGGAUGGCGACAGCCACAAGAUCGACGGCCAUCACAUAACCGCCCAGGGCCUUCAGUACGCCGCCGGAGCACUGUACAGCUAUCCGAUUUACCCACCCGGCCACGUGCUGCGAGUGCCUCCCCAGCGGGGACCCUGCAAUCCACUGACCUGGUCGCUGCCCCCACUGCAUCCUGCCGCACUGGCACACCAAGCCGUCAAGGACAGACUAGCCGCAUUUCCCAUCGCCCGCCGGAUCGGCCAUCCGUACCAGAAUCGAACGCCACCGAAGCGGAAAAAGCCCCGCACCUCCUUCACCCGCAUCCAGGUGGCUGAGCUCGAGAAACGGUUUCACAAGCAGAAGUACCUGGCGUCGGCCGAGAGGGCAGCACUGGCGCGGGGACUCAAAAUGACCGACGCCCAGGUGAAAACGUGGUUCCAGAAUCGGCGAACCAAGUGGAGACGUCAAACGGCGGAAGAGCGCGAGGCGGAACGGCAGGCGGCGAACCGGCUGAUGCUGUCCCUGCAGGCGGAGGCACUCAGCAAGGGCUUCGGACAGCCACCACAAUCGCCAGCGCCAUCUGCUAGCGCACCGGGGGCACCCCUAGCUGCCCUCCACGGACUACAACCCUGGGCCGAAGCGCACACCGCCGGCUGCUGAAACAGGACCCCGAGUUGCCCGACCGAUUCGGGCUCCGUUAUCGACCCCGGACACUCUAGACUCUAGAAUCUAGCGUUAGCAAUUUUAAUACUAAAACAAUUUCUUUGUGAUAUAUAGCCGGAGCGAGGAAAACAAAAAAUAAAACCCACGUUGUAAAUUAUUGUAAAGAGGAUACAAAGAAACGAAAAAGAAUUUAUCUUAUUGUGUAAGAUGGUACUGUUUAAUCGUAGGACAAGUGAAACAAACCCAUAGAGUUAAUGAACGUACUUAGGCAUCCGUUUUGACUCCUGACCCGGAAUCGUGUGUACAGUUGGUAAACACAUCUUUACAAUCAUCAGUAUUUUCUAAGAUAGCAACUAGUAGCACUAGCGCAGAAAAGAUAUCAGUUCAAACACGUUAGGGCAAUCAACACAAACUAUUUCUCCCUUCUCAAAUGAUAAUCGAUAUAAAAAGUUCACACAUUAAUUCGAAGUUAAUCAAUUUCGGAAAAUAUAGCCCCCACUUAAUGCACACUAAACCCCCGCGCAGACGAAACAAAAAGAGCAUAAAUUAUGUAAAUAGAUAGUGAGACAUCAAAAAGCAACAAUAAAUAAUAAAGAAAAACGUUUCAUUAAAGACAAAUGUGACCACGGGGCCCCCAAAAAAAAGGGCAACGAGUUGGAAGCGUUGGAAGCGCUGAGAAGAUCGAAAUUGUACAGAGACAGCCGCACAUCGCAGCGGUUGUCGUGUGAAAAUAUGGACUAAUAAUAAUAAAGUUGAAGAAAAAAAAAUGAAUCAGCCGAACCUCGCAAUAUU
Messenger RNA from Toxorhynchites rutilus septentrionalis, 2216 nucleotides. RefSeq names its product T-cell leukemia homeobox protein 3 (gene C15). NCBI's taxonomy places the organism in Eukaryota, Metazoa, Arthropoda, Insecta, Diptera, Culicidae. Gene Ontology annotation, molecular function: RNA polymerase II cis-regulatory region sequence-specific DNA binding; DNA-binding transcription factor activity, RNA polymerase II-specific. Gene Ontology annotation, biological process: regulation of transcription by RNA polymerase II; animal organ development. The transcript is spliced from 4 exons. The coding region runs from base 489 to 1421 and encodes 310 amino acids. The record is from RefSeq and is a predicted model, not a curated record. Gene Ontology annotation, cellular component: nucleus.